Molecule: messenger RNA, 955 nt
Organism: Caenorhabditis auriculariae
Lineage: Eukaryota; Metazoa; Nematoda; Chromadorea; Rhabditida; Rhabditidae
Source: the annotation of a GenBank genome assembly
AUGGAAGUAGAUCCAGGUAUGUUUCUCUGAAAAAAAUUAUUAUCCAGAAAGAAAUUUUUCAGAACCAGAAACUUUUAUUUCUUCUCAACUCCAUCAAAACUGGGGAAAAAAAUCGUCAGCCUUUUUGAGCGAAGAAGCUCUGGAAAAAAAUACUUGAUAAUAUUUAGAAAGAUGCUGUUUAACCGUCUUCCUCAGAAAGCGGCCGUAGAAAUGGUAAUUUGGAAUUUUUUUUUAAUAUUUUUACAUGUCUUUAGAUUUCAGGCUUGCACCCGGACCUUGACGAUAUUCAUAGUUUAUUCUUCUGGCAGUUAACGGAAAUUUGUGAGACGGUAAUGGGAAUUGAAAUACUUAUUUAUAGAAACUUAUUUUAGAAGUUCAUCGACAAUUUGAACAAGAUUUUGGAUCGGGAGUCUGCUCUCAAAAUCUUUUUCCAUUUGAAAUCCCUUCAAUAUGAUUUGGAAUUUCCUGAUUCUCAAGAGAUAUACGAAACAAUGGAAAGCUUUAUCAAUGUGAGAAGAUGUCAAUUGGUUUUAAUUAUGGGAUUUUUUAAGAUGGCGAUAAAAGAUUUGAUAGAAGGAGGCUUGAGAAUGCAUCAUUUGGAUCCGUAUGACGUUACCAGGUAUAUUUAGGUUUUAAAUUUAUCCAAAGUGGUUUUUUAGACCGGAAAAAACGAUUCUGACGAGCAGAGACCUGUUCGACUCGUUUAUUGUGAGUGAUUCUUUGAAUUUUGCUAAUUUUAAAAUUUAAUUUUCAGCUUAAUGAUCGUCCGGAACUGGAGGGCAAUAACGAUAGGCCUGCGAUGCUUUUUAAGAAAAGGGUAUGAAACUUUGUUUUUCCACUUAAAAACCUAAUUUUUUCAUCGUAGCUGCUCAAAAAUUUGCUGAAAACCACCGAUUUGAAGUCGAAAAACAAGGCUUUUCGUGAAGAAUGCGAGAAAAUCGCCAAUUUUUCCUGA